Labrus bergylta (ballan wrasse) is the source of this 4223-nucleotide messenger RNA. RefSeq names its product disintegrin and metalloproteinase domain-containing protein 12. NCBI's taxonomy places the organism in Eukaryota, Metazoa, Chordata, Actinopteri, Labriformes, Labridae. Gene Ontology annotation, biological process: proteolysis. The record is from RefSeq and is a predicted model, not a curated record. Gene Ontology annotation, molecular function: metalloendopeptidase activity.
GUGUGUGUUUGGAGGGGGGGUUCUUGCACAUCAGCUGUUGGAGGACUGUCCCGGUUGUAUGAUGGUCGUGCAGCAGUGAAACAGUUGGUCAGUCCUGUCCACGCUUCAGCCGGGCAUCAUGAAUCCCGGGUGCCGGAGUCUGAAGUUUAUUUUGACAGCACUUCAGGCUUUAUCUGUCACUGUGUCGCUGUGUGACAGCGAGCUCUCCCAACCCACGGAAGGGAAUCUUUUGGGUCCGACUGUUCAACACAGACCAACAGCCAAGCAGAAACACUAUGGGACCACAGUACCUCUGCAGUUUGUUGGACAAGACUGGAAACCAAUCAGCCAGCUCAAACCCCAGAGUCACCCUGCAUCACUGAAGCUCCUGAUUGAAGCGGAAGGUGAACAGCUGCUCUUGGCUCUCGAGAAAAACGAGGGCCUGUUUGCAAGUAACUAUACAGAAACCCAUUACCAGGAAGAUGGCAAUGCAGUCAUUGGCUCUCACAACUUCACGGCAAACUGUUAUUACCACGGCGAGGUGGUGGGUCAUGUCAACUCAGACGUCAGCCUCAGUACUUGUUCUGGCGUGAAGGGUUUCAUAUCCCUCGAAGGCAAAUCCUAUGUACUGGAACCAUCUGCUGACCACUUUGAUGGGACUCACUGGAUCUACACAGCUGAACACCUCAAUUUUACUCCUGGCACCUGCGGCCAUGAUUUCAACAUAUCCUCUCCUGUUAAAGAUGCAGACGGCAGUCCUUUCACAGCUUUCAGGACAAGGCACAAACGCCACGUCCAGACUACGACCAAGUACGUGGAGCUGAUCAUCGUGGCUGACAACAGAGAGUUUCAGAAGCAAGGCAAGGACAUGGAGAAGGUCAAACAGCGGCUGGCUGAGAUCGCCAAUUACGUGGACAAGUUCUACAGGGCUCUGAAUAUCCGCGUGGCCCUGGUGGGCCUGGAGGUGUGGAGUGAUGUGGACAAGUGUCCCGUCACCCAGGACCCCUUCACCACCUUGCACGAGUUCCUCGACUGGAGGAAAGUGAAGCUGCUGCCUCAGAAGCCACAUGACAACGCCCAGCUCAUCAGUGGGGUCUAUUUCCAGGGCACCACUAUUGGUAUGGCACCUAUCAUGAGUAUGUGCACAGCCGAGCAGUCAGGAGGAAUUGUGAUGGACCAUUCGGACAACCCCCUGGGUGCUGCAGUCACACUUGCCCAUGAGCUCGGACACAACUUUGGAAUGAACCAUGACACGCCAGAGAGGGGAUGUGGUUGCAGAGUCACAGUGGAUCGUGGAGGCUGCAUUAUGACUCCCUCCACGGGGUAUCCUUUCCCCACGGUGUUCAGCAGCUGCAGCAAAAAAGACCUGACAGCCAGUUUUGAAAAAGGCGUCGGGAUGUGUCUGUUCAACAUGCCCGAGGUCAAGGUGCUCUACGGCGGGCAGAAAUGUGGCAACGGCUACGUGGAGGAGGGAGAGGAGUGCGACUGUGGAGAACUUGAGGAAUGUAUGAAUCCCUGCUGCAAUGCUACCACCUGCACUCUGAAGGGAGAUGCUGUUUGUGCACACGGACAAUGCUGCCAGGACUGCCAGCUGAAGCCCGCAGGAACGCCGUGCCGUGAGUCCAGUAACUCAUGUGACCUUCCCGAGUUCUGCACGGGUACCAGCCCUAACUGCCCCUCCAACGUCUACCUACACGACGGCCACGCCUGCCACAGCGUGGACGGCUACUGCUACAACGGCAUCUGCCAGACCCACGAGCAGCAGUGCAUCACACUGUGGGGCCAAGGAGCAAAACCAGCUCCGGGUAUCUGCUUUGAAAGAGUCAACUCAGCAGGAGACCCCUAUGGCAACUGUGGCAAGGACUCCAAAGGCUCCUUUGCCAAAUGUGAAGCUCGAGAUGCUAAAUGUGGCAAAAUCCAGUGUCAAGGAGGAGCUAACCGCCCAGUAAUUGGUACCAACGCUGUUUCCAUAGAAACAAACAUCCCCUUGCAGGAAGGCGGGAGGAUUCUGUGCAGAGGAACACACGUCUACCUGGGGGAUGACAUGCCCGACCCCGGUCUGGUGCUCACGGGGACCAAGUGUGGAGAUGGAAUGAUGUGUCUGAACCGUCAGUGCCAGAAUGUCAGUGUUUUCGGUGUGCACGAUUGUUCAGCCAAGUGCAGCAGUCGGGGGGUGUGCAACAACAACAAGAACUGUCACUGUGAGGCUCACUGGGCGCCGCCUUUCUGUGACAAGACGGGCUUUGGAGGGAGCGUGGACAGUGGACCCAUUAGAUUAGCAGACAGCAGGAAUCUGACUGUGGGCAUCCUGGUCGCUCUCCUCACUGUCCUGGGAGCGGCUCUGAUCAUCUGCAUCAAGAGGAAAACCCUCCUCGGCCUCCUCUUCACCAGCAAGAAGAACCAUCUGGAGAAGCUCAGAUCUGUGAGCGGUGCGAUCAGCGGACCAUCCCCUCUUAACCAGCCCCCGUCGGCGAGCACGUCUCCGUCACGGCCAGCUCCGCCCGUCCCCCACGGCGCCACCAUCUUCAAGCCUCCUCACCGGGGGCCCGAGGCGCUGCUCCCACCAGCCCCUUACCCCUCCCACCACAGCCUGCACAGACUGCCCCUGUGCCCUCCAGUUCACCUCAGCCACCCGGUCCCCCUGUCACUCACCUUGUCCCUCUCCCCCGGCCCCGUGCAGCCAAGACCUCCUGUGCCUCCGCCUCACAUCCACGUCGCACCCCGCGGGGCGCCGUUUCGAAACACAUCGCGCCAUAACUCCUGCAGGAUGGUCAUGGAGUUGGAGAAGCCCAGCCCUCCUCAGAAACCACUUCCCGCUGACCCAAGGAGCUCUCGCCUGAUUCGAAGUCCCUCUGUAGUCCAAGGGCCAAGGGCAGCAGUUUGUGGCCCUUCAGCCGUAUCUAUUGUACCCAGACCUGUGCGCCCUCUCCCACGCCCAAACAGACCCAAUCCCAAGCAGCCCCCAACACUACCAAAGCCUUGCAUAAUUGCCAACAUUAAAUACAGCAGCUGAGACUUUGGACCAAGGGGACAUUGUUGUGACAAGACACUUAAAAAAGAAAAAGAAAAAGAAAUUUGCACUAUGAAAACUCUGAAAACCUUAAAAAGAUGUCGGCUUCUCUGAGGAUCAGUAGACCUGCCGUGUCCCUUUUGGUGCUCUGUCUCUGAAUGGUGCUACGAGUCUGAGCUCAGGUACAUGUAAAGUAUUUAUAUUCUGUAUUUAUUGCCACGCAGUGCACUGUGCCAGACACUUUUACUACACGGAAGCAACAUGAAAUUUGUGUUUUACAGCAUUUUUUUUAAUUUUUUUUUUAUCAAUUGAUGUUCAUCAAGACGAGUGAUAGGAGAUUUUAACAAAACAAAAACAAAAAACACAAAUCUGUGAAAUUGUGAUUGCAGGAAUGUUUUUGAGAAAUGUCUUUUAAUGAAGGGAACACUUUACAUCUUUAUUUUAUCUGUUUUGUUCCCAUAACUUUAUGAGGAGAAAAAGAGACGUGUGCAAUGACUUCACUUGAGAACACUUGAUUGUGAAGAUAAUACAUUUUUUCCCUGAAGGUUAAUGUGUAGCAGCUUUGAGCCAGUCUGACGAGGCUUGAAACAACCACAGAAGAAGAAGAAAAAAAAGUGGUUUUGCUGCAUCUGUUCUGACUAGUUUUCUACGAAUAUGGAGGCGGCUCAAGUUGUGUUUGAAUUCCUCUGCACAUGUAAGGAAAUAAUGAAAUAUCACUGAUUUCUGUUUGAUUUAACAAGCCGUGAGAGGCUCACUUUGGGGAUGUGGGUACCAGAGUUUGAGCUCAAGGAAAUCAAGGAAAUGUUCAUCCCGCAGAGAGCGUCUUUGAAAUCUUGCUCUGCUUUGACCGAAAAAGUGACAAAUGUGUUUUUGACUAUUUCCCCCGUGUGCCUGUCUACGCUGAGGACUUUGUGUGAUCAAAUCAUGGAAUCAACGAGAACUUUCUCAAGGCGUCAUGGAGGCACUCUAGAGAGCUCUAAAUGGGUGAUGUGGGGUUUUAGAAUCUGUGAUGGGACAUAAAGGACGUAUGCACUUAUCUUGCAGUUAUUCAUUUUCUAGUAUUCUACCUUUUUAUUUAGCUUUUGUUUAUUUUAACUCAUUUAACAUGCCAGACUCAAACUCAUGCAUAAAUCAGAUUUCUGGUAAUUAAAGGUCACCUAUUACACUUUUUUUCAACAAGUUUAAAUAAGUCUCUGAGGUCCCCAAAACAUGUCUGUGAAGUUUCUUGCUCAAA